Molecule: messenger RNA, 3253 nt
Organism: Paramacrobiotus metropolitanus
Lineage: Eukaryota; Metazoa; Tardigrada; Eutardigrada; Parachela; Macrobiotidae
Exons: 8
Coding region: 153-3062 (969 amino acids)
Cellular component (GO): nucleus
Source: RefSeq, a predicted model, not a curated record
CCGAUAUUUGUAUUUUUACAUUAUUUUUUGUUCCUAUCAAUGGGAUCCGAAAAAUGCAACUGCAUUGUCAACUUUAGAUUUAAUAUGCUCCAUAUCCAGCAUUCUGCACCAGUUGUUGUUCAAGCAACCUUAUAUCGUUGGAUAGACUUGGCAUGCAGUCUGUGGUGGAUGUCAACGACGACGCUAUAACGAAGUAUGCUGCGCAAUGGUCAACCGCCCUGGGAGUAGAGGGAAAUUGCACAGGAUGUUGCCAGCAUCCGCGUGAUGAACCGUGCCUGCUGCAUUCACAACUGAUCAGCGACACCCCAACGGUGGCCAAAGCCUACGCUAGUCUGCCGGCACCUCUCUACUUCCAGCAGAACGAAGGCCGACCCGGAGUUUUUGCCCGCACAGCGAUCCGACACCCGAGCGUGUUCGGCCCGGUGGUGGCUGCCUUGGCAGGCCACUCCACCAUCGAUCAGCGCUUCGGGCUGCGCGACCGCCACGGGGGUCUGGUCGCGUUCGAUCUGCAGUGCGAUGAUCGGUGCAACUGGAUUAAAUUUGUCCGACCGGUCGACGAAGAUGAACAGCCGAAUCUCGUGGCUUUCUGUCGGCAGGGCGCCGUGUUCCUGGCCACCACCGCCCACAUUCCUCCCGGUGUGGAACUGUGCUUUGGCUAUUCGCAACAGUAUGCGCGGAUGCUGGGCAAAGAGAACCACUCACCGGCGACAUCCUUCGCUCAUGAUGAUUUCGUACUGGACAAUGAUAGCAACGCGAUGGAGGACUGUGAAACGUUUAAUAAUAAUGCAGAAAAUACCGCUGCGGAUUGCAGUGUCGUGGAUAUGGCUGCGCAUCUACCGGAUAACACCAACCAGGCAGACGCGGAUAACGUGCCCGAUGCUGAAACGGAAAGGAUGAAACGAACGACAAAGCGGAUAGAAAACCGGAAGUGGUCCAUGGAAGAAGUGCGCUGUCUUCGGCGGUGGGUGGAAGACCCCGACAACGCCGAGAAAUGGAUUAGCGCGGCGGAUUCCGCUAGGCAAACCAGAAAACAAUACGGCGGCACGAAAAGGAUUUCAGCCAGUCCCAGUGCCGCUGCUAAGAAAACUAAGAAUCCUAAGAAGAAAAUGUCCCGCAAUGCACACGUCGGCGUUGUCUCAGCAUUGGAUGCAGCAGGGAACGAUCUGGCUCAAAAAUCACGCUCUCCCUCGGAUUUUCAAGGACCGACGUUUACGAGUGAGGCGAUUGAAGCGGGCGUUAGUGGCGACGGGACUGAGACGAUGAGAGCGGAUGACACGGCAAUUUGCGACACUCCCAGCCACGCAAAAUCUGCUGAACGAAAACGGGAUCAGCCGUAUCGUCGAUGGACGGAAGCGGAAGGAACAUGGCUGGUGGAGUGGCUGGACAAUGUGGAUAACUACGCCCGGUGGCAGAGCGCGGGAAAGAUUGGAGCGUCAGCCGAUUUGCGCGGCAAGAAUGUGUGGAAGACCGACUUUGUGAAGGAUAUUGCGGCGUGCCUGGCGGAGCAGUUUGGCGGGGACGUGCGAAGCGUGAGCAGUGUUUUCUGUAAGAUCGACGCGCUGGAAGAUGACUGGAAGCGGGCCAAUGAGUACCUGCAGCGAACGGAAGCCCGGCGGAUCACGUUAGCCGAAGCGUGGCGGAUGAAACGGCAUUUAUCUGGAGACCUGGAUGGUCCAUACACGAGUGUCAAUGCCGUUGGCGGACGUCUCCAUCCAGUUCUCGAUGCUGCCGCCAAAAAGACCCUCCACCAUCGCAUUUGGCCGUGUCAGCAGGCGGAUACGGCCCGCUCCAAGACACGCACACAAUGCCGGCGUGCCGGUUGUGCACUGCGCUUCCAUUUUCCCAUCACCAAAAGCCUCCACGCGCUACGCCAUCAAAAGAGCGCGUUGCGGGCCGAGUGGGACACUAACCAGCAUCCCAUUAUCUGUCCGGAAUGUGACUACCGAGCGGUGAACUGGACAUCGCUCGUGGAUCACGUGGAGGAACGGCAUCAAUUAGGCCAACCUCGGUUGCUUCCGCACCGGAAUAAACAACCAUCGAAAACCACGCGUCACAGCGAGACUUUCGUCUCGUGUCGCGAAUGCAAAAUCUGUGAUCUGCAGUUUGUCACGCGUGCGACCCGUAACCUCCACUGCCGGCAGCAUGAGGAGACUGAAGACGAUAUAGAAGGAAACACCCGCCAGUGUCCGGCGUGUAUGUUUUCCGCAGUCAGUUUAAAGGAACUGAUUGCGCACGUCGAUGAGCGGCAUGUGCGGAAAGAUCUGCACAAGUGUCCACGUUGCGGUCGGACGUUCGUUUCACUGGAGCGUUUGGAAAGCCACAUCCAGCGGCUGCACCUCUGGUCGGAUGCCGACAAGCCCUACGAGUGCCCGACAUGCCAUAAGCGAUUCAGCAAGAAAAACGCCCAUGCGCGUCAUCUGAAGUUUCAUCUUGGACGUUUCCAUAUGAACUGCAUGUUCUGCAACGAGAAGUUCGAUCAAACGAAACUCUUGCACGCGCACGUGCUCCAGGACCAUUCCACGGACGGCGUGACGGUGACAUGCGGCACCUGCAACCAAAAGGUGAACAUCAGCGCCGCAACGAGCUUCCGCAGUUUCCAGACGCACGUACGGCGACAUGGCGAAGGGGGGCAGACGUGCACGAUUUGCGGUAAAGAGUUCGCCAAUUAUACUUUGUGGUACAGACACACGAAGGAAAGUCACGGGGCCGCGCCACGCAAUCUGGUCUGUGACUGCGGGAAAGCCUUCUCGUCCAAACGCAGUUUGUGCAACCAUCGCCGUUUAGUGCACAAGGAAGAAAGAGAAAUCCCAGCCCAUCGGCGGAAGAAAUCCCAGCCCGAAGGAAGCGGACAGGGAAGUGGAGAAAAGGAAAAGAGAGCGGCGUAUGUUCCUCCGCAAAAACUGAAGCACUACACGGAGUUUCCGUACUUCUGCGAGGAGUGUCGGCAGGGCUUCGUGCGCCGCGGAAUGAUGGCGUACCAUUUCUCCGUGCGCCAUCCGGAGCGCUCGUUGGAGGCGGUGCCGCAGUUGGUCAUGUCCACGUGCACACUGCCUCUCCAGUGACCGAUGCAAUUCUGGAUAAUUAUCGUUCCUUCCUACAAUUAUUUUAGAUUUCCUUUUUUAUUAGUGUGUUGUUUCUUGUAUUAUUGCUUGUAUCGUAUGCGAAAGCUUUUCACCGGUUCGAAUUUUUUACAACUACGCACUGGGUGACUGUAGGUCCGGUACGCCUUGAAAUGUUGAUUUUCAAUGAAGAU